Molecule: messenger RNA, 1411 nt
Organism: Anoplopoma fimbria (sablefish)
Lineage: Eukaryota; Metazoa; Chordata; Actinopteri; Perciformes; Anoplopomatidae
Gene: necab2
Product: N-terminal EF-hand calcium binding protein 2
Exons: 13
Coding region: 93-1376 (427 amino acids)
Biological process (GO): regulation of amyloid precursor protein biosynthetic process
Cellular component (GO): cytoplasm
Molecular function (GO): calcium ion binding
Source: RefSeq, a predicted model, not a curated record
UUGGGGUGUGUGCUGUGAUGUAACUGGAGGGUGGGUGGGGGCUUCUCUCCCUCCCCCAUAGAGCGCAGCAUGAGCGCUCCGCGGCAAAAAGGAUGUGUGAGCAGGCAGCGCGCUACUGUAGGGACGGAGUCCACAAACUGCUCAACAAAGAACAAGCCAAACUUCGCGCCCAGGAAAGCCGCGAGCAGCCGAUACCCGUAGCCGGUCAGGACAGCGAGUCCGCGACGGCAGCGCAGUCCGGAAACAGCGGCGCCCAGCCCGGUGGAAUCGACGGGCUCGUCCGCUGGAUCGUUACCAAAAUGAGCGACAACAAGAACAUCUCCAGCCGGGAGUUCGCCUCCAGUAAGGAGGAUGUGGCCGUGGCUCAGGAGCAGUUCUUCGCCCCGGAGCCCCGCCGAGGCAUCUCCGUUAUUCUGGAUAUAUUCAGAAGAGCCGACAAAGAUGAUGAUGGUAAGCUCUCUCUGGAUGAGUUCCAGGCUUUCUUCUCCGAUGGCACGCUGAACGAGGAAGAGCUGGAGAAGCUGUUUCACACCAUCGACUCUGAUAACACCAGUAAUGUUGACACUAAGGAACUCUGUGACUACUUUGCCAAGCACAUGGGGGACUAUGAGGGAGUUCUGGCCUCGCUGGAAACACUCAACCUUUCCAUCCUCAAAGCCAUGGACUUCACCAAAAAGGUUUACGAGAGAGGAACCAACGUAGAGCAGUUUGUGACUCGUUUCCUUCUGAAGGAAUCAGCCAAUCAGAUCCAGUCUCUUCUGAGCUCCGUUGAGAGUGCCGUGGACGCUAUUGACGAGCAGCACAGCCAAUCAGGUCAUCUCCCUGCCAAGGUGAGUCCACGGAUGUCAGAGAGGCGCAACGAAAACACUGUCCCUGACUAUCCCCCAAACAACAGAGUCAGUGCCAGAACCAUCAACACUGCUUCAGGCGCAGUAGAGGUGAGGAAAGAAGGUCUGGACGCUCAGAUCAACCGCCUGGCCGAACUGAUUGGACGACUGGAGAAUAAGACAGUCUGGUUGGAUCUGCACCAGAGGCUAACAGACACAGAUGGUACUACCAGCGCAUCCUUGCUGCUGAUUCGUCAGGAGAUGGUGGUUUCCCAGAAGAAGCUUGGUGACUUUUGUGAUGCUCUGAAGCAAUACCUGAAGAAUGUCUCCACGGAGAGAGACUGCUUUCAUGUGACUGCGGUGCGUCUGCCGGACGGUUUAUCCUUUGUCGUCUAUGAGUUCUGGGAUGGAGAGGAGGAGUGGAAGAGGCACCUCCAGUCGGCCCCCAACAAAGCCUUUCAGCAUGUGAAGGUGGACACACUGUGCCAGCCGGAGGCGAUGUCUUCUGUAGCCGUGCCAGCCGCCUGGUGCAGUGUGAACAGGGACUGAGCAUGAAGAUAUCGGACGACACGCCACGACUCCUG